This is a messenger RNA of Momordica charantia (bitter melon), 883 nucleotides long. RefSeq lists its product as uncharacterized. NCBI's taxonomy places the organism in Eukaryota, Viridiplantae, Streptophyta, Magnoliopsida, Cucurbitales, Cucurbitaceae. Gene Ontology annotation, molecular function: ureidoglycolate hydrolase activity; ureidoglycolate lyase activity. Gene Ontology annotation, biological process: allantoin catabolic process. The record is from RefSeq and is a predicted model, not a curated record.
UUAUAUGCUAAAUGAGGAAAUAUUCUUGUGAGUACUUUCAUAGAUUUGGUGAAUCUUUGGCUUCAGAAGCUUUUUGUAAAAUUCCAAGAGAAGGAAAAUGGAAAAAGUGACAUUGAAGCUGAAGGCCAUUGAAGCUACUCCAGAGAACUUUGCAGAAUAUGGCCAAGUGAUUGAGCCUGUAAAUUUUAACCAAAAAUUUGGACCACAAGACGCUAAAUUGGACUUCGACAACGAAAUUCCGAGGUUUUAUCUUAUAAACGUCGAGGAUGCACCUCUUAAAUUCGGGAAGCUUGCGCAUCAUGCGGGAACGACACAGUGCCUCGGGUCAUCGGAUAGCAAAGUGUGGUAUCUUGCAGUUGCAAAACCAUCUGUUGUUAAAAGUGAGAUUGGAGUUAACCAUGAGAAAGCCGUGAGAUCUGCCUGUGGUCAUUACUAUGUGGCUCCUGCAGUUGAAGAAGUUCGCGCCUUCAAGAUUACAGGUCCAAAGUUUGUUAUGAUGCAUAGAGGGACUUGGCACGUAGGCCCUCUCACAAGGGAGGACAAAAGGGUGUUCUACAACUUGGAAAGAAGCCAUACUAAUGUCGUUGAUCACACCGGUUACAACUUUGGAAAGGAAUUAGGGACAUUCUUUGAAAUCGAAGACUAGAUCCUUGUGCUUCAACUCAACCAAGUUUGUGUCUUAUGAUUGUACUAGGAAAAAAAAAGUUUGUCUUAUGGAGCAUCCUUUAAUUGUUUCUAUAAUUUUGUAUUAUGAAAAGUCUCCACACAACAUUGUUUGCGAUUGUAAGGUGUUGAAUGUUUUGGCUUGGGUAUUAUUAUAGGUUCCAUUUCAAUAAUUAUGUUUGAAUUUUAAUAAAAGUUUGUUCCUAUGAGUUUGGUUAUA